AUGCCUCGUUUCUCACCUCCAGCACCAUCCGUCCCCGGCCACCAAUACUCACCCGCCGCCAACGAAGGAGCGACGACGAAGUGGCAUGGUGAAUCUCGAAUCCCUCUUUCUUCUAUGAGGGUGACCCCGAAGGCGUAAGGUGUCGAAGAGGGGCGGCGGCAGGUGCAAUCUUUCUGUCCCAGCGAUUAUACCUCUUCUUCAUCCUUCCUCUAUCACCUGACGCCAUCGACGGGUCUUCCUCCUCUUGGCUCAAGCCACAGCAGCGAGAGGGAGGGACGACAAGCUAAGCAGCAGUGGCGAACCCGUUCUAUCUGGAUAUCAAUUCUUCAAUCAUCCAGGUGAGUCGUGGCCUAUAUAUACCUAGUGUUAGCAUUAAUUUGUGUAUUAGAAUCCUAUUCAUAUGAAUCUUGCAAUCCAUUGCAAAUUUGUUGAGUUGAUUGUUGAUUUAGGUUUUUGGGAACUUAGUGGGGAGGGGCUGAUUUUCUGGCGAAAUUCCACCUGUUUUCGGACAUCUUGGCUAGGAGUGGGUUGGGGGGGGGGAUCUACUGAAGGGUUGGCACCGUUCAAGCGGAUUUGGGGCCGGUAGUAAGGUAUAGGUAUUGCCCAGCCUGGCAGUGGCCAGCGGCGUGACAUAGGUGGUAAGUGUAUUUAAGUUUACUAUUGGAGAAACGCAGGAGGGAGAGAACGACAAACCGACCGGAGUCAGCUACUCCGUUUCGUGCGUAGGUAAUUUUUUUUUUUUGUUAAAUUUGUUCCAUGAUGUUGUAGUUGAUCUAUACAAGAUUUAGAAUUUUGUGAAAAUAUUGACAAAUAUAUAGUUUAAUUGGGUACUUCAUGAAUUUUUUUGAAUUAUAAUUGUCUUGUUAUAUUUUUAUUAAUUGAAUAUAUUCUUAUGUUGUAAUGUUUGAAGCAAAUGGAUGUACACCCGGGACUUAUUUCACGAGAUGUUUUAGUAAUUGAACCGGGAGAACAUAGGUGUGAUGCGGUUUGGGAGAAUGAAGAAUAUGCUAAAAAUGUAUUAAAGUGUCACAGGACUUGUACUAGUUUAUACACGAAGACUCUUGUUAUUAAUAGACCGGUUCGUGUGAUUGAGAUUUUACGAGAAUAUGGAUAUUAUGGGGUGGAGAAAGUUAGUGGAUUGCAAUUAGAUUUGGCUUUGAUCACUUCUAUAGUGGAGAGAUGGAGACCCGAGACCCAUUCAUUCCAUCUUCCCUUCGGAGAGGUUGGAAUUACUUUGCAGGAUGUAGAGAUUUUGCUUGGAUUGCCCGUAGAUGACAUUCCAUUGGCGGGGAUGACUGGCCGAUCCAGGAAUCAGUGGAUUCAGAUUUGUGAGGACAUGAUGGGAUUUAGGCCUCAUACAUCCGAUAUUACGUCUAAAAUGAUUAAGAUGUCUGCCAUUGGUCCUAAGCAACUAACAAAUCAUAGUAUAGAUGUAGAUUACUUGCAGCAUGCUAGAACCAUUAGGUUUAAGUUGUUGGGUGGUAGCCUAUUUCCCAACACGUCGGGAAAUAAGGUUAGUUUGUAACAUUUAGAGAUUAUCAUUGGUGACGCAAACAUUUUGCGAGGUCGUGCUAUUGGUUCGGCAAUACUCAGUUUCUUGUACCGUAGUAUGUGUCAUGCUAGUGCGACGAAUGCAGCUCAGAUUGGAGGUUGUCUAGUCUUGUUACAUCUUUGGGUUUGGGAGCGUCUGCCUAUGACUAGACCUAGAGGGGUUAUACCAUUGGAUCAUCUAGUAGAUGUCCCAUGCGGAGUCAGGUAUUUGCAGUUUAUUUAUGUAUAUCAUAAAAUUAUAUAGUAUGUUUCAUUCAUGGUUGUGCAUAAUCUUUCACUUGUAGAUGGGUGUGUUACCAUCAAUGGUCAGAUUGUACCAUACACUCCAUACGAGCAUACAGGGACCAGCUAGACAGAUUGCUCGAGGGAGAGGCAAUGAAGGAAAUAGGCUUUAUUGUUGUGUUGUGUGAACCACGCACAGCAAGGGAUAUACUAUGUGGUUGUGGAUGGGUCCUCCAACAAUGGUCACCGCGAGACAUUUGCGAUGAACUUAAAUGUACGAACAUGUACCUGUGAAGAAUGGGUAACAUAUCACAUUCCGUGCAUUCAUGUCCACGCAGUAUGUCAUCAGUGUAGUGUCACCGUGGAUCAUUUGAUUCCUAAUGUUUUUUCAAUCCAGUCCUACAUCAACGUUUAUUCGGGCAUCCUAAUGCCGCUUCCCGACGAGGCCGAAUGGCCUACUCCAGGAUACGAGAUAGUGAGACCAACUGCACGAGCGAGGACACAAAUCAGUCGACCUACAAGAACUCGCUAUCCAAAUAACAUGGACUACCGACCACGACGACGUCGCAAUGAACAAUAGCUAUAUCAUGGAUUUCAAUUAGGUCUAAGUUUAUGUUUUAUGAAUUUCACAAAAUAAUUUAGUUAUGCCAUGUGUUUUGUAACCUUAUUUUUAUGAAUAAAUUAUAUGUACUCGAUCAAUAAAUUUGUUGUGAUUUA
Messenger RNA from Cuscuta campestris, 2490 nucleotides. Lineage: Eukaryota; Viridiplantae; Streptophyta; Magnoliopsida; Solanales; Convolvulaceae. The record is from the annotation of a GenBank genome assembly.